AGGUGGUUGUGAUUUACCCUAUUUAUAAAUAUACCCAUAUAUUUUUAAUAUUUGCAUGUUUCCUGUAUCUCUAUUUUUGGGAUAUGUCAUUUCCCUAUUUUUCUAAAUCACCGUUUCCGUGUCCGUACUACGUAGGCUGAUAGUGAUCAUUAGAAAUGGUUGGAGUUGUUAUAGAAGUCCAAUUCAUCACUUGUAUUUCUUUAUUGGUACACGGACUAGUUCCCCUCUUGUUGCUUCUACACAACAACAAACAUAAAUUAGGAAAUAUAAGCACAAGUUGGUCCUCACUUGCUAUUUAAACCGGCUUCCGAAUAAGGCAAACUAUAAACCGAAGAGUAAGAUAGCAUUACCAAUUAAGAGCAAGAAAAGAAAAAAAAAAAAGAAAGAAAAAAAAAGAACAAAAAAAAAAGAACAAAAAGAAAAAGAACACAAAAAAAACGAAAAAAAAAAGAAUUCCGAGAUAUGGCCGAGGUAGCCGUCUCGUUCACGGUCGAAAAGCUAGGUAGCAUGUUGGUUCAUAAGGUGGCUUUCCUGCAAGGUGUCGCGAAACAGGUGAAUUGGCUGAAGGAAGAGCUCCAAAGAAUGCAAUGCUUUCUGAAAGACGCGGAGGAAAAGCAAGCCAAGAACGAGCUGAUACGCAAUUGGGUAUCCGAUAUCAGAGACGUGGCCCAAGAUGCCGAAGACGUCAUCGAGACUUUCAUUCUCAAAGUCGACGCCCCGAAAAGGAGAUCAAGAGGCCUUCUCGAGACGUGCGCGUGCUUCCCCGGCCAUGUCUACCACUUGGAUAUGGUCGGAGAAGAGAUCGAGUCCAUCCAGUCUAGGAUCAAAAACAUCAGCAAAGCCUGUGAAAGGUACGUAUGUUAUAGACUUCCGCACAUUGCUAGUAAUAUUCUUAGAGAAAAAAAUCUUGGAUUUUUGCCAGCAAAUCUUUUGGCCUGCUUCAGCAGCAAAAGUGUCCAGAAGAAUUUUUCAGAAAGUCUAAAUUUUGACUCUCCGAUUUUCACCCCUAGGUACGGUAUUCAAAACCUUGGCGAGGGGACAACGACGACGAUGGCGUCGUCUGAAGGCUUUCAAUGGCGACGACAAUUGUCUCAUUGGCAAAAAGACAAACACGUGGUGGGAUUGGAGGCGGAUGUCGAAUCGGUGCUUGACAAAAUUGUUUUAACGAAAAGGAAAGGCCUUAUCAUUGGCAGCAUUGUGGGCAUGGGUGGUAUCGGAAAAUCAACGCUUGCUAGGAUAGUUUACAACAACGACACAGUCGUGAAUCGGUUCGAGCGUCGUGCUUGGGUUUGCAUUUCAAGUGAAUUUAGCCCAAAAGAGAUCAUGAAGGAGGUCGUGUUGCAGCUGCUGGAGCCCGAUGAAGAUAAGUUGAAUGUUCUUGAGAUAAUGGAGAGGUCGACGUUGGAGUCCGUCAAAUCGAUGGUUCACGAUCGCCUGCAAGGCAAACCAUAUUUCAUAGUUCUCGACGAUGUAUGGGAAGCAGCUCAUUGGCAAUCUCUUACAAGUGCUUUUCCUAAUGAAGAAGGUACAUUUAUUUUAUACAUUGAUAAUUUUGUACAAUAUAUUCAAUGUGAUAAAACAAGCAUAUUACUCCUCACAACUCGCAACCAAGGCGUCACGAAAGAUGAUCAUAUAUAUGCUCAUAAGAUCGAAACCCUCAACCGCGCAAAGAGUUGGGAGCUGUUCCUAAAGAAGGCAUUCACUGGCAACGUCGUAGAAUGCCCCGAAGAAUUGAAGGCUACCUCGAGAGACAUCUUGGAAAAGUGUAACGGUCUACCUUUAGCAAUCACCGUUAUCGGAGGCCUAUUAAAGAAACACGGGCAAUCCAAGGAUGAAUGGAACAAAGUUCUCAAAGGGAUGAACUCUCACUUGACAGGUGAAAACAGUGUGUCUUAUAUAAUGGAACUGAGUUACCAUGAUUUGCCUCCGCAUCUCAAGUCGUGCUUCCUGUGCAUGGGCUUCUUCAAGGAAGACGCGACUAUUCGCGCGGAGAAAUUGAUCCAAGUGUGGAUUGCACAAGGCUUGAUCCCGCCAAAAGGAGACAAAGACGAAACCAUGGAGGAGAGAGCAAGGGAUUAUCUAGGCGAGUUGAUCAAUCGGAACAUGAUUCAAGUCAAGGGUAUGACCAAAGAUGAUCGCGUGAAAAACUGCCUCAUCCACGAUUUUCUUCAUGAUCUAGCCAUCACAAAAGCCAAGGAGGAAAUAAGUCUCGAGAUCCUAAGAGAUGAGGGAGGGGGUUCUCAAUCCUCACAGAAAUCUCGCCAUCGUGUUAUCUACUGUGGCACUGAAAGGCCUGUUUUCUCUUCUCAGAAAAACAACCAUAUCCGCUCUCUUUUCUUCCACGGCGCAGGCAAUAAUAUUUUUGGCGGUUCAACUGUUUGGAAGAAUUUUCAACUCCUCAGGGUACUCGACUUUGAAAACGUUGGCUUGAAAAGUUUGCCUGACGCAAUUGGCGAAAUAGUGGGAUUAAGGUACCUGGGGUUAAGAAACAACGACAUAAAGGAGCUUCCAAUCUCGUUUAGUCACCUUAAAAACCUCCAGGUUCUUGAUAUAUCACUCAACUUCUCCAUGGAAGUGCCAAACAUCAUAUGGAAAAUGAUUAAUCUGCGCCACCUUUAUAUGUCAAGAAUCACUUGCCAGGCGUCUCCAAAAGUCGACUACCUCCAGCAUCUCCAGACAUUGACCUACAUCCCGACGCCUCGUUGGACGCCCGAGCACACAGCACGAAUGACCAGCCUCCGUAAAUUGGGCUUAGAGCUAGAUGAAAAUUCGAAUAUAAUCAAUCUGUGCGACUCACUAGCUAUGCUGGCGAAUCUUCUCUGUUUAAACAUCCGAUGGUAUGGCAACCACAGCAUAUCGUUCGAGGACGGGCUAGGCAAGCUGCCCCGUCUCACUCAACUCAAACUGCAAGGCAUAAUGACCGAAUUGCCCACCGUCGGUAAUUUCCCUCCAAAUCUUUCUCACUUGAGUUUGAACAACACGGCUCUUGAUAAGGAUCCGAUGCCCGUACUGGAGAAGCUGCCCAACUUGGUGUACCUCAAAUUGGAUGGCGCGUUCACCGGCGAAGAAAUGACGAUCACGAGUGAUGGGCUACCGAGACUCAAUGUCCUCUCACUCAGAGAGCUUAAGCUGAGGAAUAUACACGUCGAAGAAGAUGGCAUGUCGGAUCUUCGAAGAUUGGAAAUCCAUAGAUGCCCUCAUCUCGAUAAUCUUCCCGGAGAGCUCGAAUUUAUGGCGCAGCUCGGGGAGUUGAAAAUGGUGACGACCGAAGAAAUUGUAUCGAAUUUACGAGAGAAUCAUUCGCACCUUCUCUCCCGUAUACCAUCUCUGCAUCUAGUUACUGUUACAUUAAAUAGAUUGAGUUGAUACAAUAGUAGCAUUGGCAAAAUAAAUUGAACAUGUAACACUUAAAAGUCUGUAAUUCUUUAUUUUAUAC
Molecule: messenger RNA, 3436 nt
Organism: Erythranthe guttata (spotted monkey flower)
Lineage: Eukaryota; Viridiplantae; Streptophyta; Magnoliopsida; Lamiales; Phrymaceae
Source: RefSeq, a predicted model, not a curated record